AUGGCAAUGGAAAAUGAGUGAGUUUUAUUGGGUCCCAACGCGAAAAAAUGAAAAAAUUAGCAUUGCUCAUGUUAGAGCUCAAAAUUCUGAUGUUUUGAGCCAAAAUUCGAGAGAUUUGGUGAAUUUUGAAGCAUUGCUCAUGUUAGAGCUCAAAAAUUCGAGAAUUUUCAAUAUUUUCAAUAAUUGCUCAUAUUAGUCUUUAAAAAUUCAGAAAAUUUUAUUAAAAUUUCCAAUUUUUAAUCAAAAAUAUAUGUUUUUCUCUGCAAUUUUCAGCCUCAUUUUUCGCCGAGCUGAAAAUAGCAAAAUGUGCUCAAUGAGCUGCUUUUUUCUCCUUUUUUCCAGUUUUUUUCGCUGUCCACUAAUUAUGCAUUCCUCCCUUUUUUUUCGCCAACUUUUUCCUUUUUUAGGCCUCUAAAAAGUACUUUUUAUUUGUUUUUUCUGUUUUUUUUUCUUGCUCAAAAAAAAAAUGCGAAAAUUUGAAUUUGAAAGAAAAUGAGAAAAUUUGUGGGAAAAUUAUGGAUUUUUCCAUUAAAUACACAUUUUUCGCGCUGAAAACGAUGAGAUAGCUGAAAAUGAGCAAUUCCAGAGUUUUCAGCAUGAAAAAUGAGCUAGAAAUGUUUUUGGAGCAUUUUGGAGCCCUGGGUGGAGAAAAGGUGACCCCCUGUUACUUACGGUUAAGGGGGAUCACCUUUUCUCCAAAAAAAAACGUUUCUGCAGUUUUUCGUGCUGAAAAUCAACACUUCCAGCAUUUUCAGCACGAAAAAUUGAUCUGAAACUGAAUUUUUGGCUUUAAUUCCAUGAUUUCCAGGGGAAACCCGGUUUUCAGCAUCAAAUUAUAGUUUCAGACCAGUUUUUCAGCAUGAGAAAUUGAUUUUGUUCAGUUUUGGCUUGAAAAAUAUGGGAUUGAGAAUUUUAUUUUUGAUUCAAAUCGAUUAAACGCACAGCAUUGAAAAAAUUGAUAAUAAAUUAUAUCAAAAUUUUGAAACGUAUUUUUUUUUGGUUUUGAAAAAUUCGAAUUUUUGAAUCAAAAUUUGACUCAAAAGCGGCGAAAAUGAAAGUUGUUCGUGCUGAAAACGAGGGAAUCGCUGAAAAUCAACACUUUCUGCAUUUUCAGCACGAAAAAUUGGUCUGAAACUGGAUUUUCGGCGUUCAUUCCAGGAUUUCCAGGGGAAACCCGGUUUUCAGCAUCAAAUUAUAGUUUCAGACCAAAAUUUCGUGCUGAAAACCAUGGUUAUGCUGAAAAUAAGCAAUUUCAGCAUUUUCAGCGUGAAAAAUUGAUUUGGAAAAGUUUUGGAGCCCUUAAAAAUCAAGUCAUUUUCAUUUGAGUUGAACUUUUGACCUUUUGACCUCUGUAUAUAUAUUCUAGAUCAAUUUUUCGCGCUGAAAACGAUGAACUGGCUGAAAAUAAGCAAUUCCAGUGUUUUCAGCACGAAAAAUUGAUUUGGAAAAUUUUUUGAACUCUUACAUUAAUUAAUGGAGGGGGGGGGGGUCAAUUUUUUUUUCAGAAAUUCAAAUUUUUGCCCAAAAAUUUUCUAGAUCAAAAUUUCGCGCCGAAUUCAAUAAUACCACUUAAAAUGAGCAAUACCCACAUUUCUAGCCUCAAAAGUACCCAAUCCAACUGCAGAAAAAAGUAAUGUUGUUAUUUUUUUUAUGUGGACACCAGCUGGUUGUUUGAUGAUGAUGAGGGGGUUUCUUCUUCUUCUUCUCCCGAAAAAAAUACGAAAAAUUCUUUUUUCCUCUAUUUUUCCUUUAGUUCAGCUCUCUAUACUCUUUUUUCCUCUAUCUUUCUAUCUAUAGCUCAAUUAUCCAUCCCGAGAAAAAAAAGAAAGGAAAAAAAGAAGAACCAGAAACAUUUUUUUGUGUGUCCGGCUUUUUUAGUUCAGAUUUUGGAGCGAUUUUGAGUGCUGAAAAUGCUGGAAUUGCUCAUUUUCAACUAGCUCAUCGUUUUCAGUGAGAAAUUUUGGUCUAUAUAAGUUUUUGGCUGAAAAUUUUGAAUUUUUGAGGAAAAUGUGACCCCCCCCCCUUUUAAAGGGCGUCAAAAUUUAAAAAAAUUCCCAAAAAAAUUUCCAAGCUUAAUUUUCACGCUGGAAAUGCUGGAAUUGCUCAUUUUCAGCUAGCUCAUCGUUUUCAGCACAAAAAACUGAUCUAGAAAAGUUUUUGGCUGAAAAUUUUGAAUUUUUGAGGAAAAUAUGACCCCUGCCUCAUGAAUUUUGGAUUCUAGGCUUCUGAAAAUAUUCUAGACCUAUUUUUCACGCUGAAAAUGCUGGAAUUGCUCAUUUUCAGCUAGCUCAUCGUUUUCAGCACGAAAAACUGAUCUAGAAAAAAUUUUGGCUGAAAAUUUUGAAUUUUCGAGGAAAAUGUGACCCCCCCCUUUCAGGAGGUAUCAAAAUUUUUUAAAAAAUUCCCAGAAACUUUUCCAGGCUUAAUUUUCACGCUGAAAACGCUGGAAUUGCUCAUUUUCAGCUAUCUCAACGUUUUCAGUACGAAAUUCUGAGCUAGAAACUCAUUUUCUAGAAAAAGGUGACCCCCCUUUACAGUAAGUACAGGGGGUCACCUUUUCUUAAUCCAGGGGCCCAAAACGGUCCAAAAACAUUCCUAGAUCAAUUUUUCGCGCUGAAAACGCUGAAAUUGCUCAUUCUGAGCUAGCUCUACGUUUUCAGCAUGAAAAUUUGAUCUAGAAAAGUUUUUGGCUGAAAAUUUUGAAUAUUUGAGGAAAAUGUGACCCCUGCCUUAUGAGUUUUAGAUUCUAGACUUCUAAAAAUAUUCUAGACCUAUUUUUCACGCUGAAAACGCUGGAAUUGAUCAUUUUCAGCUAUCUCAACGUUUUCAGUACGAAAUUCUGAGCUAGAAACUCAUUUUCUAGAAAAAGGUGACCCCCCUUUACAGUAAGUACAGGGGGUCACCUUUUCUUAAUCCAGGGCUCAAAAACUUUUCCAGAUCAAUUUUUCACGCUGAAAACGCUGGAAUCGCUCAUUCUGAGCCAGCUCUACGUUUUCAGCGCGAAAAAUUGAUCUAGAAACGCUGAAAAUCCUCAUUUUCAGCCGAAGCUUCAAAAAACUCAUUAAUAAUAUUUUUCCCAUUUUUCUUCUUUCAUGUAUUUUCUUCAAAAAAAAACUUUUUUUUUCUUGCGACGAAAUUUUUUCCAAAUUUCCGUCCUUCUGCUUUUUUUUUGAAGUGCUUUCCUUUUGUUUUCCCAAUUAUUUCGCUUUUUCGGAAAAAAAAAUUUUUUUCCGAAGAAAAAUCGAAUUUUUCGCCAAAAAUUCGAUAUUUUAAGCCGUGUGUGAAAGUUUUUCUGUUUUGAAAAAAAAACAAAAAAAAAUUUUGGAACUUUUUUCUCUGCACUCUCCAAUCUCUAGGAAUAAUAAAAGCUAAAAAUAUAUAUAAAAGAAAGAGAGCGUGUGUGUUUCAAAAAAUGUGUAAUGUUUAUAUAAAACAAAAAAAUUUUGAUGGUCCCUAGGAAUUUUAAUGGUCCCUUUGAUUUUUUAGGGUAUUUUUCUGAAAUUUUGAAGGGGAUUCUGGAUUUUUCAAAGAAUUUUGAGCAUUUUGAAACCAAACACAGGAAUUUUCAGAUUAAUAUGAGCAAUCCCUUUUUCCUUUUUGAGCUCUACACAAAAUAGACCGUGUUUGGUCUCAAAAUUCCGCAUUUUUUAAGUAGAUCUCAAAUUUUUCCACCAAAAUUGCCCAUUUUCAGGUGCUCAUCAGGCAGCACGGGUGGCCUAUGGCCGAUGCCUUUCCAGCCAACAGAACAGCAACAGCAACAACAAACCGAAGAAGAGCGAAUACGUGAAGUGCUACGCGAAUUGAAAUCGAGAAAAGAGGGCGGAGACGUGAAGGAGGAUAUUGAGAGAAUCGAACGGAUUCUGCGAGACCCGCUUUUCAAACAAUUGUCGUGUCAGGUGGGGGAUUUCCAAAGUGAAAAAAUCUAUUUUUCGCGCUAAAAACGAUUAGUUGGCUGAAAAUAGGCAAUUCCAGCGUUUUCAGCACGAAAAAUUGAUCUAGAAAAAUAUUUUGGAGCCCUGCCUUGAACAAGAUGACCCUAUCCCAUUACUUAGGGGGACAUUUUUCUCGAGGAAAAGUUUCUAGACCAAAAUUUCGUGCUGAAAACGAUGAUUUGGCUGAAAAUGAGCAAUUCCAGCGUUUUCAGCACGAAAAAUCGAUUUUAAAAACUUCCGGAGCCCUGUCUCGAAAAAAGUGACCCCCCCCCAUUACUUAAGGGGAGGGGGUCACCCUUUUCCCGAGGAAAAGUUUCUAGAUCAAUUUUUUGCGCUGAAAACGAUGUUCUGGCUGAAAAUGCGCAAUUUCAGCGUUUUCAGCGUUAAAAUUAAGCAUGGAAAAGUUUCUGAGAUUUUUUUUAAAUUUUGAUGCCCUUUAAAAGGGGGGGGGGGGUCACAUUUUCCUCAAAAAUUCAAAGUUUUCAGCCCAAAAAUUUUCUAGAUCAAUUUUUCGUACCGAAAAUGAUGAUAACGCUAAAAAUGAGCAAUUCCAGCGUUUUCAGCACGAAAAAUUGAUUUUUGAAUCAAAAAUAAAAUUCUCAAUCCCAUAUUUUUCAAGCCAAAACUGAACAAAAUCAAUUUUUCAUGCUGAAAAACUGGUCUGAAACUAUAAUUUGAUGCUGAAAACCGGGUUUCCCCUGGAAAUCAUGGAAUUAAAGCCAAAAAUUCAGUUUCAGACCAAUUUUUCGUGCUGAAAAUCCUGGAAGUGUUGAUUUUCAGCACGAAAAACUGCAGAAACGUUUUCCGGGAGAAAAGGUGACCCCCUUAACCGUAAGUACAGGGGGGGGGGUCACCUUUUUGCCACCCCGGGCUCCGAAAUGCUCCAAAAACAUUUCUAGUUCAAUUUUUCGCGCUGAAAACGAUGUUCCGGCUGAAAAUGAGCAAUUCCAGCGUUUUCAUCGCGAAAAAUUGAUCUAGAAAAAAUUUUAGUCCAAAAAAUAAAAAAUUUAUAUAAUUUUCACGUGACCCAGUUCAAAAAUAACAAAAUGACGUGUCCGUAAAAAAUUCAGUUCUCAAAAAUCAAUAAAUUCGAAAAGGCUGGUUUUGAAGUGGAAAAUGACUACGGUAUGUACAGUACUCCCUACAGAUCUACAAUAAUUCUUGUGAGAAUAUUAUAUCAGAAAAGGCUUAAAAAUCCCGAAAAUUUGUUUCUGGAUCAAUUUUUCGUGCUGAAAACGAUGAGUUCACUUAAAAUUAGCAAUUUCAGCAUUUUCAGCAUGAAAAACUGAUCUAGAAAAGUUUUGGGAGCCGGGUUAGCAAAAUUAGACCCCCCUCAAAGCGAGGGGGGGGGUCCAUUUUUUUCAGAAAAUCGUUUCUAGACCAAAAUUUUUCGCUGAAAACGAUAAACUAGCUUAAAAUGAGCAAUUCCCGCAUUUUCAGCAACCAAUCUCACCUCCUAAAAAAUCCACGCCACCAUCAGCCACAACUUCAACUAACUCUGCUGAAACCGCUUCCCCGCAAGACCCGGAUUUCUCGAUUCGUCUCAAAAAUCGAUUUUUGGCCGAAAAUCCCGAUUUCGAGCUCAAAUCCAACCAAAAAUUGCAUUUUGGUGUGUUGGAGGCGAAAUUGGUCAAAGAGACGCAGAUUUUGGAGACGAAAGAGAAGAAAUCACGAUUGUUGAUUGUUGGACCCAAGGAUAUCAAGACAAGGUGUGGUUUUCAAACGGACAUUGGGUCUUGAAGCGAUCUACAGUAGUUUUCGCGUGAAAAUUUGAAAAUUUCAUCUAAAAGCGAGAAUUUUGAGUAUAAACAUGGCUAUUGUAAUGUAAAAUUUUCAAAACUCAAUUUUUCCCGCCAAAUUUUGCCACGUGGCAUCGGAAAAUCUCUACGGGACCCAGAAAUUCAAAAAUUUUAGAUGAAGACCAGAAUUUUGAGUAUAAAUAUGACUAGGGUACUGUAGGUUUCAAUUUUGGCGCCAAAAAACCACGUGUCAUGAUUUUUUGGCGCCAAAAUCGAAUCGUACAGUAACCCGAGCAUGUUUAUACUCGAAAUUAUUGUCUCACUCUGAAUUUUCUGAUUUUCCGGGUCCCGCAGCGAUUUUCCAAUGCCACGUGGCAACAUUUUGGCGGGAAAAUUCGGGUUUUGAAAAUUUUACAGUAUUCUAAACAUGUUUAUACGCAAAAUCUUUGUCUUAACCUGAAAUUCAUGAAUUUUUGGGUCCCGCAGCGAUUUUCCUAUGCCACGUGGCGAAAUUUGGCGCGAAAAUUCGGGUUUUGAAAAUUUUACAGUAUUCUAAACAUGUUUAUACGCAAAAUCUUUGUCUUAACCUGAAAUUCAUGAAUUUUUGGGUCUCGCAGCGAUUUUCCGAUGCCACGUGGCAAAAUUUGGCGGGAAAUUUUGAGAUUUGAAAAUUUUACAGUACCCUAAGCAUGUUUAUAUUCAAAAUCUUCGUCUCAACGUGAAAUUCAUGAAUUUCUGGGUCUCGCAGCGAUUUUCCUACGCCACGUGGCAAAUUUUCAAGAUUUUCCCCUUGUCACCCGCAAGUAAUCCUCAUUCAAUUCUUCAAUUUUUGCCUCCAUUCUAGAGCUCGUUUUCGUUUCCCUCCCCCUUUUUUUUUCCUAUUUUCUAUUUUUUUUUCUUCGUCAAUUAUUUCACAACUUGUCUUUUUUUCUUCUUCUCCAGUUUUUUUUAGUGCCUUGUUUAGUAGUUUUGGAGGAGCGGCCACACAAAAUACUGACUGCAUUGGGGUCGAAAGAAUCUAUUUUCUUCUUUUCGUAAAGUUUUUUGCUGUUUUUUUUGUUGUUGGUUGAAAAGUUAAAUGCCCCCUUUGUGUUAAGUUUUUUUGAUAGACUUUGGGGAAUUUUUGGAAAUUUUUUUGUUGAGAAAAUAGCAUUGCUCAGGUUUUUUUUUUUGGCUGAAAAAUCGGAUUAUAGCCCAGAAAUCUGAAUCUGAGCAAUGUUCUUGAAAACUUGGGGUAAUGUUUCAAUUUUUGACGAAAAUAUAACCUGAGCAAUGUUUAUUUCAAAAAUUGUAUAGAAUCAAUAUUUUGGCACAAAAAAGCUUGAAAUUUAUAACAUGAGCAAUGAAAAAUAUUGCUCAGAUUAUAAAUUCUCACUUUUUUUCCUAAAAUUUUGAUUCUAUACAAUUUUUGAAAUAAACAUUGCUCAGAUUAUAUUUUCAUCAAAAAUUGAAACAUUAGCCCAAGAACAUUGCUCAGGUUAGUGUCUUUGCCUAACCUGAGCAAUGGUAGUCUCAAGUUUAGGAAUUUUGUGAAAACUAGUUGCUCAGAUUAGUGAAAAUUCCAGAUUUCCACAUAAAAAUCUGAAAAUUUCAGUUUUUCAGCCCUAAAAGGGCCCAUUAAAAAUUCAAAAUUUCCCAUAAAAAUGCAAAAAAUGUCUUCCCAAAUUUUUUUUCGUUCGCCAAAAAAAAAUCGCAUUAAAAAUGUAUUUUCUUGACCGCCGACAGAUGUCAGUUCCAAAAUAAAAAAAACAAAAAAGAUGUUUUUUUUUCGAAAAAAAAAUCACACAUACACUUUUUUCGCUGUCGUUUUUUUGUUCACUUAAGCUCCCUUUUUUCUCCCAUUUUCAAGUCAUUUGUUGGAAAAAUGGAUUUUUUCACUUUUUUUGUUGAAAAUAGUGGGAAAUUCUUGGAAUUUCAGCCAGUUUUUCGUGCUGAAAAUCAACACUUCCAGCAUUUUCAGCACGGAAAAUUGGUCUGAAACUGAAUUUUUGGCUUUAAUUCCAUGAUUUCCAGGGGAAACCCGGUUUUCAGCAUCAAAUUAUAGUUUCAGAUCAGUUUUUCAGCAUGAAAAAUUGAUUUUGUUCAGUUUUGGCUUGAAAAAUAUGGGAUUGAGAAUUUUAUUUUUGAUUCAAAUCGACUAUACGCUCAGCAUUGAAAAAAUUGAUAAUAAAUUAUAUCAAAAUUUUGAAACGUAUUUUUUUGUUUUUGAAAAAUUAGAAUUUUUGAAUCAAAAUUUGACUCAAAAGCGGUGAAAAUGAAGGUUGUUCGUGCUGAAAAUGAAGGAAUCGCUGAAAAUCAACAGUUUCAGCAUUUUCAGCACGAAAAAUUGGUCUGAAACUGGAUUUUUGGCGUUCAUUCCAGGAUUUCCAGGGGAAACCCGGUUUUCAGCAUCAAAUUAUAGUUUCAGACCAGAUUUACGUGCUGAAAACGCCGGAAUCGCUGAAAAUCAAGAACUCUAG
Caenorhabditis angaria is the source of this 8130-nucleotide messenger RNA. Lineage: Eukaryota; Metazoa; Nematoda; Chromadorea; Rhabditida; Rhabditidae. The record is from the annotation of a GenBank genome assembly.